Kluyveromyces lactis is the source of this 678-nucleotide messenger RNA. RefSeq names its product CDP-diacylglycerol--inositol 3-phosphatidyltransferase (gene PIS1). Gene Ontology annotation, molecular function: CDP-diacylglycerol-inositol 3-phosphatidyltransferase activity. The record is from RefSeq and is a predicted model, not a curated record. The transcript has a single exon. Bases 1 to 678 code for a protein of 225 amino acids. Gene Ontology annotation, biological process: phosphatidylinositol biosynthetic process. NCBI's taxonomy places the organism in Eukaryota, Fungi, Ascomycota, Saccharomycetes, Saccharomycetales, Saccharomycetaceae. Gene Ontology annotation, cellular component: membrane; Golgi apparatus.
AUGUCCGCUGUCACCGCUAGAGAUGUGCUAUGGUACAUCCCAAACCAGAUAGGGUAUGUGCGUGUGGUGACGAUGUGUUUAUCGUUGGUUUUGAUGGCCAAGCAUCCGUUGUGGACGAUGGUAGUGUAUGGAGUGUCUUGUUUGUUAGAUGCACUAGAUGGGACAAUGGCACGUAAGUACGGCCAGAUCAGUUCAUUCGGUGCUGUGCUGGAUAUGGUGACAGAUAGAUCCACCACCACAGCAUUGAUCUGUUUCCUAUGCGUGGCAUAUCCGGUAUGGUCGCCCGUGUUCCAACUACUAGUUGCCUUGGACAUUUCAAGCCACUAUAUCCACAUGUACGCAACGCUAAGCACAGGGUCUCAAUCGCACAAGGCCAUCGAAAAGGAACAAUGGCUUCUCAACUUAUACUACACGAGACGUAAGGUGCUAUUCACGAUUUGUGCGUUGAACGAAAUGUUCUACAUGGGUCUAUAUAUCAACGCCUUCCCUCAGUUCAAAUCGUAUUACUUCCCAUUGCUUGGAUCCACCCAUAUCGGAGCUAUCAUCGCGCUGGUGUGUCUUCCAGGGUACAUAUUCAAGCAGAUUGCCAACGUCGUUCAACUAAACCGUGCUGCGUUGAUGCUUGCCAAUAAGGACGCAGCAGAAGCCACUGAGAGAAGAAGUGCAAAGAAGAACUAA